Molecule: messenger RNA, 2822 nt
Organism: Sycon ciliatum
Lineage: Eukaryota; Metazoa; Porifera; Calcarea; Leucosolenida; Sycettidae
Exons: 15
Coding region: 803-2497 (564 amino acids)
Biological process (GO): signal transduction
Cellular component (GO): cytoplasm
Molecular function (GO): signaling adaptor activity
Source: RefSeq, a predicted model, not a curated record
UGAACAGUCAGUGUUGUAACGUUACUGUUUCGGUACCAGAGACUCCGCAUGGCCGCAGCUCUAAUCUAAUCGUCGUCAGGUAUUUUCAGGGUUACUAGUAGUAUGCAGCUGGAACGGGUGCGGUACUAGUACUGUAGUACUGUAGUACGAUCUGGACAACGGAAGAGCUGACCAUUCUUGAAUGGGCGUGCAUCGCCAAGUCAGUGAACGAAGACGAGCGUUCAACCCGUGCUGCUACUCUGCGUUGCACCCAUUCAGCUCUGGCUGCCCCCAAACUCUCUAUCUUUCCGCUUCAGCUAACCCAACUCCGUGCAACUGCUGUGCGCACAUCGGACCAAUCUGGGAAACAUCCGCUGACCACUUGGAGCGGCUAAGCACCCACUGAGCUAGCGUGGUCGCAUGAUCACAGACUGACCAUCAGAAACGAUAAUUUUUGUGAAAAUAACCACGUCGAGCAAGGCUGUAAAUCAGCCGCCGGUGUGCUAGUCGAUUCGUGAAGGAAACCGGCUGCUUCACACAGCUCAGAUUGUGUUACGUUCCAAACUCUCGAAAGCCUGCCUGCUGCUUGCAGCGACAGCCGGUCAAUUGGGUGAAGGUGUAGUGGAGGUUUGGCUGAGUACUCCAUACCGGUGUUGGUGGACUGCUGAGAGAAGACGAGCCAGCGGCGGUUGUGUCGUAUAAUCUCUACGUCUUCACGUGAAAGAAAGUAGCCGAAUCUGCUGGACGCCGGAGUGUUUCGCAUGAUUGUACUCCAGCGGAGCGCAGCGGUGGCAACGAACUAAUCCGCGGGGGUGGGAGGAGGAUGGCUCAGGAGAUGGUGAAAACCGGUUACCUGACGAAGUCCCCGCCGCAGUCAACCACCAGCAUAUCGUUCAAGAACUGGAGACGGCGAUGGUUUGUGUUGCUAGAUUCAAGCAAAGCGUUUCCAUUAGCUCCCAGACAGGUGCGUCUAGAAUAUUAUACCGACGAAACCAGCGCAAGCCAUUGUGAAAAACCGAAAGGUGUAAUAGACCUUCGGGAUUGCUCCGGCGUGGUGGCCUCAGCCAAGGAGAUACGCGGCCACAAGAACGUCUUCAACGUGGUCACCAAGCGCCGCUGUUAUCAUCUCAGUGCCGACACGGUGGCGGACAAGGAGAAGUGGGUGUUUGAGCUUCAACGAAUUGUCAAUGACUGCAAGAAGCCGACACAAUACGGCAUGACAACAGGCCAGUUUGCAUCAUCUGUCACUCGCGAUGACACUGUACUGGCUAUACCGAAGCUCAUUCCACCAGCGGCACCAGCGAAAAAGAUGAAAAGAACAAGAUCGGAUGAACCAACGUUACGAGCAGGAUCUCCAAGCAAAGGGAGUUCGGCAAACCCGUCGCUUACGUAUGAUGAGGACUGGGAUUCUGAUGAAGGGGAGACUGCUGGUCCUAUGUCAGUACAGUCAAUGUCCAGUUUAUCAUCCGACGAUGGUUUCGCAUCGCCAAGAAGUGGCGGAGGAACACCUUCGCAUACGUUUGGACGAGGUCAAAGUCCCAUUUUUUCCGCAAGCCUCUCUGAACCGAUGCGGUUUGGAACAGGCGAGUAUGGUGGGGACGUGGACGACGGCAUUCCCGACUAUAAGAACAUAGGGGACGGAACUGAUGACGGAAUUCACGACUACUACGAUUACGAGCACGGCGGCGCUCAGCCGGACGAAACUGAAGACGGCAUUGACGACUACGAUGAUACGGAUGAAAUGCUGCUCGAUGAGACAGAAGAUAACAUACAAGAGUAUUCGAAUCUGGACGAAGCAGGACAGCAUAUGAAAGACACGGAUGAUGGCAUAUUUGACUAUGCUGACGUUGCCUUUCCGAUUAGUCAACAAGCUCCGGGGAAAAAUCACGCGUCCAUGCCUCAUCCCGCGCCCAAAGGUGCGUACGUCAAUAUUGAGGAUCUCGUCGGCUCCGCAACUGCAGGAGCAUCUAUUCGCAGUCAUGGCUCAGCAUCAGCAUCGAUUCGUAGUCAUGGCUCAGCAUCAGCAGCAAGAAGUCGCCCGGGCUCCUUUGGUGAAGCAGACUCAGAUCCCCUACUGCUAGUACAGAUGCCAGGAACCGUGGCCAGUUUUGGGCAAGCGCCAUCCAACGGCUUUAAUGGUUCUUAUGGUGAAAGAGGAUUGUACAAAACUAAUUCCGCGGGUUAUAUCAAUUUGCCUCCCAAUCCCAAUUCUAGUCGUCCAAGCAGCAUGCAGCGUCCAGCUUCAGUCGAAGUAUCUGCAAGUGCCGGUAGACCACCCGCAGUACCUAGGAAGAUGGGUAGCAGCAUUAAGUCGUCAUCUUCGUCUCAUCUUCCACAGCCUAGCAGUAGUAGCUUUAGUGCUGGCAAUGGUGCUCACAGUCAACGUCCACCUCCGAAAAGCGCUCGUCCGAAACCAAAUCCAGCUGCAAAGCCUCAGGCGACACCCAAACCUCUGGCGACACCCAAACCUCCUCAGCCUGCCAGUAAACCAGUAGUCCGCCCUCGACCACAUAAUUGAUAUCACCGUCCAUAUAUUUCAGCUGGAAGCAGCGUCUCCUUGAGUGCCCAAUGCCUAUGUUACAAAUGUACAUAUAAUUGAUUGCAUUGUGUUCCCAGUCAAGCAAAUAGCAGAAUGCCUGCGGUAGUGCGCAAUGUGUAAAUUAUUCUUGCCCCGGAGAGUUUUACGAGAGUAUUCUUUUCUUUUUGUGCCCAAGAAAUGCGAAACGCAGUAUAUUCCGAAUUGACACGGUCCGGACUUUUCUUUUCCUUCCCACCCAGACACGAGGUGUCGUUGCCCAUGCUUUCUUUUACAAUGUAUGCUUACACUGCCAUAACCGCAUAUC